AUGUCUUCAACCUCCGCCUCCAUCCACGCCAGCUACUUCGAUCGCUUUCCUGCUUUCACUCAAUACCCCCGUCGCAGCAUCAGAAAUGAGUUCAACCGCCUUGCGAAGACGCAGAACUGGCAGCCGGAAGAAAUGAAGCAUCAGAGAGCGACCUGCUAUAACGAAGAGCUAGAAGGUCACUAUGCCUCACUUCACAUCCACGACAAGCACGAACGCCUCAAGCACCUGAGCGUUGAACUCGAGAUCGAGCCUUUGGAUACAUUCAUCGAGUGCAAGAAGGCACUCAGAAAACUCCAUGUCAACCUCGUCGACCUGAUGGAUGCGCGCCGCAUGGACAAGAAGGUCCAUCACUUCAACUCGCUCAAGGAGUUGAGCAUCUACUCAAGGAAGACCAAGAAGAUUUAUCCCCAAGAUGACGCCGAAGGCACUGUCGUUGAGGUCUUGUUGAGACACAUCAGCAACCCUUCACGUGCCGCAAAGUGA
Molecule: messenger RNA, 483 nt
Organism: Aureobasidium pullulans EXF-150
Lineage: Eukaryota; Fungi; Ascomycota; Dothideomycetes; Dothideales; Saccotheciaceae
Exons: 2
Coding region: 1-483 (160 amino acids)
Source: RefSeq, a predicted model, not a curated record